UGUGGACUGUUAAAAUUCCAGCCGGCACCCCAGAACGCGUGGCCGUGGUAGUGAUAGUCCGUCUGUCUGUCUGGUGCAGGGACACGGAGAUUGAGGAUCUGAAGACCCAGCUCUCCAGGAUGCAGGAGGACUGGAUUGAGGAGGAGUGCCACCGCGUGGAGGCUCAGCUGGCGCUCAAGGAGGCCCGGAAGGAGAUCAAGCAGCUCAAGCAGGUGAUCGACACGGUCAAGAACAACCUGCUGGAGAAGGACAAAGGCCUUCAGAAAUACUUUGUGGACAUCAACAUCCAGAAUAAGAAGCUGGAGACGCUGCUGCACAGCAUGGAGGUAGCACAGAACGGGGUGGUGAAGGAGGAAGGGGCGGGGGAGUCGGCGGGGGGCUCUCCAGCCCGGUCCCUCACCCGUAGCUCCACCUACACCAAGCUGAGCGACCAGGCAGCCGGGGACAGGAACGUGGGGGACUCGCAGACCCUGACAGCCGAGGAGAUGGCCGACAGGAGCCGGACGGACUUGCUGGAGCAGAGCAGCCUGCUCUCCUCGGGGGUCGAGUUCUGCACCGAGGAGGGGUCUCUGCAGAACUCGUUCACGCUGGGCUCCCGGCUUCCCACCAGCUCGACCUACGAGAAACUGCUGGGCGUGCACGGCAGCGUGGAGGCGGGGGUGCAGGCGAGCUGCAUGCAGGAGCAGGCCAUCCAGACAGACUUUGUGCAUUACCAGCCGGACCUGGACACCAUUCUGGAAAAGGUGACGUCGCAGGCUUGCAGCCUGGGCAGCCCCACUUCCGUGUGGGUGUCGGAAAUGGAAGACCUAGCGCCCGCCUCCGAGGCUCUGGCCCCCAACAUCUUCGGGACCAGGGACUCGAUGGCGACCGAUCCCCACUCUGUGAUGGUGGUGAGUGCAGGAGAUGGGACAGAGACCCUUGCCCCAGAGGGCUACCCGGAGCGGGGGCCCACAACCCUGCUGUGCACCAGCCUGCCAGCAUCAGCCCGUCGGUCAGGCCCGUCGGUCAGCGUCGCUUGCCCGCUGGAGGAAGACGUGACCGAGCUGAGUGCGGAAGCUACCGUGCCCAAAAGCUACUGGAGCCGUUAUUUCAUUGUGGAUCUCUUGGCCGUGGUGGUGCCGGCCGUGCCCACGGUGGCCUGGCUGUGCCGCACACAGCGGCGGCAGGGCCAGCCCUUAUACAAUAUCAGCUCGCUGCUCCGCGGGUGCUGCACGGUGGCGCUGCACUCCUUACGGAAGAUCAGCUGGCGCCCUCUCCGCCAGCCAAUCGCAUUGCACAUGCUUCGAGGCCCGAGGGUGUGA
Pelodiscus sinensis (Chinese soft-shelled turtle) is the source of this 1301-nucleotide messenger RNA. Lineage: Eukaryota; Metazoa; Chordata; Testudines; Trionychidae. The record is from RefSeq and is a predicted model, not a curated record.